AUGCAUCUGUCGACUACUCUCCUUGCGAGCGCCAUGACCAUGGGCGUCUCGGCGGCAACCAACAACAUUCUUGGUUUCAACUCUGGAGCAACCUUUGCGGACCGGUCUGCCAAAUUCAAGAAAGACUUCGAGGCCGAGAUGAAGGGCGCCCAGGGCCUCAAGGGUGCCCCUGGGACCUUCAACACUGUCCGCCUCUACACCAACAUCCAGGCCUACUCACAGGACGACCCCAUCCAGGCUUUCGAGGCCGCCAUGGAGACCAAGACCCAAUUGCUCUUGGGUAUCUGGGCCUCGGGCACUGACAACAUUGACAAGGAGAUUAGCGCCCUGCAAAAAGCCGUCAAGACGUACGGCAAGGAGUUCACAGACCUCGUGGUAGGAAUAUCUGUAGGAAGCGAAGAUCUUUACAGAGAUUCACAGACCGGUUCGAAGAACAAGGCCGGCGUGGGCAACUCCCCUGAUUCCAUUCUCAAGUUUAUUGGAGACUACAAAAAGGCCUUCAAGGACAGUGCCUUGAGCAAGGUUCCGGUGGGACACGUGGACACUUGGGAUGCCUGGACCAACUCCUCCGUCAAGCCCGUCAUCGACGCUGUGGACUGGGUAGGCGUCGAUGAGUACCCCUUCUAUGAAAACGGCAAGGGAAAUUCCAUCGAGAAUGCCCCUUACCUAUUUGAGAAGGCGUAUGGUGCUACUGUCAAUGCCAUCAAUGGAAAGCCAAUCUGGGUCACAGAGACCGGCUGGCCAACCACCGGCCCUGAUUGGGACGAGGCCAAGGCAUCUGUCGAAAACGCCAAAUAUUACUGGGACGAAGUUGGUUGCCGCAGUCUCUUCAACAAGGUUCCUACCUUCUGGUAUACCCUGCGUGACUCCAACCCCGACAACAAGGUCAAGUUCGCCAUCGCCAAGGACCUGACCACCCCUCUCUUCGACCUGACUUGCCCCAAGACCUUCAAGACUAAGCCCAAGUCUUCAAGCGUUGUCUCUAGCGCUACUGGCACUGCUACCGGCACUGCUACCGGUACUGCUACUGCUACCGGUGCUGUCAACGGUACUGCUACUGCCACUGGUGCCUCCAGGCCUACCUCUACUGGAGGCUCCGGCAACCCUGGCUCUGACGGCUCCAACGGCUCCAACGGCUCUGGUAACAACGGCGGCUCCAACAAUGGCGGCUCCAACACUGGCGGUGGCUCUGGCACCACCUCUGGUGCUACUGCCUCCUCCACAGUCGUCAAGGGCGCCUCAUCUACCGUUGAAAAGUUCUCUGGCGCGGCCUACUUCGUCUUGGCUGUCCUUGCUGGUUCCUUGACCCUGCUUUAA
Molecule: messenger RNA, 1317 nt
Organism: Metarhizium brunneum ARSEF 3297
Lineage: Eukaryota; Fungi; Ascomycota; Sordariomycetes; Hypocreales; Clavicipitaceae
Biological process (GO): cell wall organization
Cellular component (GO): extracellular region; fungal-type cell wall; cell surface
Molecular function (GO): glucan endo-1,3-beta-D-glucosidase activity
Source: RefSeq, a predicted model, not a curated record